AGGCCAGGUCUGUCAUCCCUUCCACCGAAUGAAAGUAUGGAAGGAAGUACAUUUUUUUCUUCUCGUCAGGUCCCAGGAACUUAUGAUUCCCUCUGGUGGGCCCUGCUGUCUUGUGCCAGUUGAAGAAUCGAAAAAACUGGGGCCCCUUCUACUCCUAUUUCAUACUGUAUGGACUGAAUAAGUACCAAACUUACUGAAGGAGACAAAACAGAAUGUAUUCCUCAUUCCAUUCCUUGCCUCAAAACAAUCUACAAGGCAAAGCAUCUGCACACCAUUUUAAUUUUUAUUUUCUUGUAUCUAAUUCCAAAAUUUUCUAGUGCUCUAGUCAAAAGAAUCUUCUUCUAAAUUCUCCAAAACUAACCACCUAAAACACUCCUGUUGCGUCCUUAUCCUCACCCUUAACACAGCUAAACCUUAUUUACAAAAUCAUUAGCUUGAAAUAUGUACAUCAACAACCCAAAAAAAUGACUCCAGAAACAAGGUGAAGGAUAAAGAUGUAAGAUUUCAAGAAUCUCUAUGAGGGCGAAAGGGUGGGAGGUCGAGAGGUUGGGCUUUGAAGGUCUCAAAACAAAAGCGACAGUGGAUUCCCCACAUCCAAGUCUGAAAAUUCUUCUAUAAAAUCUGGGAAUAAGAUUCCUUCCUUUGCCAGAAGGACGAAUACGAAUGCACACACAAAAUACUUUAUUGUGGAUUAAUUCUGAUACCCAAUGCAAGCGUGAGGUGUUUCGGAAAGAUGGAGUUAAGACAAAUUCAAAUGGAUAGCAUAGACUGAGAAUGGAAAGUCUAGCAUGAGUACAGGCCCCACAAUUAAAAAAGUAGUGGGGACAUUGUCUCUUUUCGAGUCUCUAUGAAUAUUGGAUUGGGUCAGGUGUUCCUUCGGCUCUGUCCAAGAUUCUAUACCUUCACAGCUUGUCGCCCACCCCAUUUUCUUUAUAAAGCCAUGCUAGAGGGCAACUUUGUUUGUGAGAACUGGCCAGAGGAGAAAGGAGAGAACUAAGAGCAGAAGCAGCAGAAAGUUCAAUCAGGGUGUGGAAAUUGUACUUGAAGAAUAUAGCAUAGUCAAGUUCAAAAUUUCAAGGCAGCGGGUUUUGACAACUGAACAACAACUUAUCAGGUAAAGGAAACAAAGCCAGUCCUUACGACAACAACUUGGUCGUUUGUACUUUUACGUCAGGCAAGACUUACACUGGUUCUUUGAUCAUAGAAGAUGUAUCAUCACCACCAGCAUCCAGGAAAAAACAUGCACUUGUCUUCAAGAAUGCCCAUCCCCCCUGAAAGGCAUUUGUUUCUUCAAGGUGGGAAUGGCCCAGGAGAUUCUGGACUUGUCCUGUCAACUGAUGCUAAGCCAAGGCUAAAAUGGACGCCAGAUCUUCAUGAGCGGUUCAUAGAGGCAGUUAAUCAGCUUGGAGGAGCAGACAAGGCCACGCCUAAGACAGUAAUGAAACUCAUGGGAAUUCCAGGACUUACCUUGUACCACCUCAAGAGUCACCUUCAGAAGUACAGACUUAGCAAGAACCUCCAUGGACAAACAAAUAGUGGAACCAACAAACUAGGUGCUGUGGUGAUGGCAGGAGAAAAAAUGCCAGAAGCAAAUGGAACUCACAUGAACAAUUUAAGCAUUGGACCCCAGACAAACAAAAGUUUACACAUAAAUGAAACACUACAAAUGCAAAUUGAAGUUCAGAGAAGGCUACAUGAGCAGCUUGAGGUGCAGCGACAUUUACAGCUUCGUAUAGAAGCUCAAGGAAAAUACCUUCAGGCAGUGCUGGAGAAAGCUCAGGAGACUUUGGGAAGACAGAACUUGGGCGCAGUGGGGCUUGAAGCCGCCAAAGUUCAACUCUCAGAACUGGUGUCCAAAGUAUCGACUCAAUGCCUCAAUUCUGCAUUCUCAGAGCUGAAAGAACUACAGGGUUUGUGCCCUCAGCAAACACAACUAACACAGCCAGCGGAUUGUUCAAUAGACAGUUGCCUGACCUCUUGUGAAGGAUCUCAAAAGGACCAAGAAAUACACAACAAUGGACUGGGAUUGAGACACUAUCAUGGUAAUUCAUUGUUGGAGCAAAAAGAGAGAGUGCAAGAGCCCAUGCUGCACCAGACUGAGCUCAAGUGGUCAAGAGAUGUGAAAGAAAAUAAAAUGUUUCUUUCUUCAAUAGGUAAGGAUACAGAAAGGAGAAAUAGUUUUGUGGAAAGACACUCCAGUGAUUUAUCCAUGAGUGUUGGGCUUCAAGUUGAAAAAGGGCGUGGAAGCAACAGCUUUUCUGAGGGACUUAGAGGAAGAAAUGACGACAAUAUUUUUGGAGACCAAACCAAUGGGAGGACAGACUCAGGUAAAAUAGAUAAUGAACGGCUUUCACAAGGAUAUGGACUGCCUUACCUUGCAACAAAGCUGGACUUAAAUGCCCGUGAUGAAAAUGAUGCUGCCUCAAGCUGCAAACAUUUUGAUUUAAAUGGUUUCAGCUGGAGCUGAGUGGGUAGACAAAUAGAAAAAGGAAAAUGGGAGGAAUUCAGGAGAUGAAGCUUCCAGUGUAAUUCGAAUCAAGGGCCAAUCAAGUCAGCACCAAAAACUUCCUAAUCCCAGCCAUGCUGCCAUCGAAAAUGGAUCCAUUCAAUCUGGAACAGAUUACUUUAAUAAGUUGCACCAACAGAGUAGAUUGCGUUUGCAACUACUUAAGCAUGAUAUCUCUAAUAGAUUACUAUUCCAUUUUAUAUAUCAUUAACAUGUUAU
This is a messenger RNA of Carica papaya (papaya), 2725 nucleotides long. Its product is annotated as myb-related protein 2-like. Gene Ontology annotation, molecular function: DNA binding; DNA-binding transcription factor activity. Lineage: Eukaryota; Viridiplantae; Streptophyta; Magnoliopsida; Brassicales; Caricaceae. The record is from RefSeq and is a predicted model, not a curated record.